Messenger RNA from Dimorphilus gyrociliatus, 647 nucleotides. The record is from the annotation of a GenBank genome assembly. Lineage: Eukaryota; Metazoa; Annelida; Polychaeta; Dinophilidae.
AUAUCAGCGCAGACAGUGGCAGAGAUUUGUUGCAAAUUAUACAAGAGAAAUAUUUUUUACCCUACUGCUCUCGGAGCCUUUUCAAAGGAAGAACAAUUAUGGGAUGUUUACAAAGUAAGGCGUCGGAUAAGGGAUUUAAAGAUCCACCAGCCAAACAGCUGGAUUCUCGUUUACCCUUUGAAAAUUAUAGGCAGUUCUUUAACUUUAAAAAUUCUUGGAAAACUGUAGCAAGGAAAACGGAUGCGUGUGCUCAGGAGAAUAUGUUACUCUUUUUUGAACGCUUCCCUCAACACAAAGCUUUGCACACGGAUUUAGCGAAUUUAUCUGAGGAACAAUUGAAAAUGAGUAUGGCUUUUCAAAAUCAAUCAGAAGCAAUCUUUAAUCUAUUCGACGAUGUUCUUCAAAAAUGUGAUAAUAACGUCGACGGGGCAAUUAGAGAUUGUUUAGUUGCGGGAGAAAAACAUAAACAUAUCCCUGGAUUUCAACCAGAAUAUUUUAAAGAUAUGGAAGAUACGUUUCUACAAGCUUGCCGAACUGCUUUAGAAGACAGAUUCUCAGAGGCAACUGAGCAAAACUUUAAACAUUUCUACGGCUUCGUCACCCAACAAAUGUGCAGAGCUUUGGGAUCUGAGAAUAAUCGUAUUUGA